Molecule: messenger RNA, 2682 nt
Organism: Tetrahymena thermophila SB210
Lineage: Eukaryota; Ciliophora; Oligohymenophorea; Hymenostomatida; Tetrahymenidae
Product: camsap CH domain protein
Exons: 2
Biological process (GO): regulation of cytoskeleton organization
Cellular component (GO): axoneme
Molecular function (GO): microtubule binding
Source: RefSeq, a predicted model, not a curated record
AUGAAUGCAAGUUAAGCGCUGCCUAGAGAAAUUAUUUAAUGGUUAGAUUCUUUAGAUCUAGCGUAUCAGGUUAGAAAUGUUAGAAGAGAUUUAGCAAAUGGAUUCGUUAUUGCUGAAAUUUUGAGUAGGUAUUUCCCAAGAGAAGUAAAUAUUUACACUUAUGACAACGGAUAACGACUUGAAAGGAGAAGAGAUAAUUGGGAAUAAAUAUCUAAAUUACUCUUAAAAAAAAGCUUUUUAAUUGCUCCUGAAGAUUAUGAACCCAUAUAUAACUAAGCUCCUGAAGCAGCUUAUGUUUUCCUUCAGAAACUUUAUGAAUUUACAACUCGUCGUAAAUUAAAUUUAGAUAAAAAACCAAAAAAGUCAGGUGAAGAGGAGGACGAGGACUACAAUCCUCCAGCAUAUUUGAAACCUACUGGAGCAACCUUAGCUAGAGAUAGGGAAUUAACAAGAAUUACAGAUAACGAUCUUAGAGAAGCUCGUACUAAGGUUGUUAUGGCUUAACAUGAAGAAAAUAUAAGAUAAGAAAAAUAAAAUUCAAAUAUCAAGGAGUAUCUCACAUUUAAAAAGAGACAAUAGUUAGAAGAGUAGCUAAGAAAAGAGGAAGAAAUGUUGCUAGAGCGUAAAAAAAAGUAUAAUAAAAAUAUUUAAGACUCUCUUCAGCCAGAAGUAAGAGAAAUACAACUAAAAUCAUACAAUUCUUCAACUAGUAAGAAAAAUAAAGAGCAAUAAGGUCAGUUAAUGGAAGCAAAAGGCAUUUUAGAUUUUUUAUAAGAUCAAUCUUCAACUCUAUUCAAAAAGGAACCUAUAGCUUUAGAUUUAAAAAAUUUAGGUAUUGAUGAAAAGAAGCCACAGCUUAUUGUAGAGAUAUUCAAUAGAUGCGAUGAAGUUAGAAAAAAAUCUAUGAAAGUUCUAUUGUAAAGCUUUAUCGACAAUAACAUACCAUUGAUUAUUGAUACCUUAAACAAUAACUUCUUAGAUUUUAAAAAAUUUUUCUUCAUGUUUAUAAAGCCUUUAAAUUAUUUAAGCAAUACUUCUAAAACUUUUAUGUAUAUUCUGAGUUUAUUCCGUAAGGUUGCUAGUGCUUUAGUAGAAUCAGAUGCUUAGAGUACUUAAAUGAUGUUUGAAAAUAUUCUUCUAUCGCCUUUACUUGAUGUUAUAGCUAAGCAUCCUACAAAGAAAGAAAGUUUAUGUGACAUUAUUUAUCGCUUCUGCUCCAAAGAUAGUACUGCUCGUUUACAUAUGAUUAAAUAGAUAUAGCAUUUACUCAAUACACGCUCAUAGGAAUUUGUUUCGAUUCUAGCAUAGCUAAUUACUUAAAACUAUGAAGAUGAUUUUGAUGUAGAACUUUACAGAGUAUUCUUUACUUAUUCUAUCAGAUCUCUUACAUCUACUUCUCCAGUAACAAGAGUAAAUGCUCUUAAGAUUUUAAAUGAAAUUUGCUUUUAUGAUUAUAUUCCUGUUCUCUCUAAAAUUCAAACAUUGAAUAAUCUAAUAAAUGAUGAUUGGUGGGAAGUUAAAGCCCAAAUAUUGAUUAUUUGUUAAAAUUUACUUCUUUACUUAGCUUAAGAAGAUGAAAAUUAUAAGCUUUACAAAUAACAAUAACUUCACAAUUAAUCUCAUUAAAAGAAGUAAACUGAAGGAAAAGGGAGUCAAGAAGCUGAUUCAGUCAAGAGUGAUAUCUAAAAUAGUUUUUAAGGAGAAAAAGAUGAUUUUUCACCUGUUUAAAAUGGUAAAAAUUAACCUCGCUAAUCAACUAAAAAGAAUUCUGUAGCUUCUUAAUACAAAUAAAGUGAAGAAAAUGAAGCUAACCCUCCUGAAGCUCUUUAAAACUCACUUUAGCAAGAAGCAAUAGAUGAAUAAUAAGAUAUUGAAGAUAGAAAAGAGCGUUAAAAAUAUUUGAUGAAUAUAGUCUAUUGCAUAUUUGAUUCUAAACACAGCUAAAACAUCCUUCGUAUUGGGCUUAUUUAUCUUGCACCUGUUUUAAAUUUCUAUCCAAUUUUAUGCAAUAGAUACUUAGAUAUUUUAUUAAAAAUAUCUCCUAAUAUUAGAGAAUCAGUACUCUUAACAAACCCUACCUAAGGGGAGGAAGAAGGCUAGAUAGUUGGCGGAUGCAAUUCCUUUAAAUAUAAAUUAACUUCUGCUCCUAUCAGCUGGAAUAGUGUGGGUAUAGCUGAAGCCUUGAAUGAAUACGUACAUUAGGAGAAAUUAAAAGAAUUUAGUUAAGAACACCUAGAAAUAAUUAUUGGAUGUCUCCACAACACAUUGCUUGAUAAAGAUAGUGAAACAUGGAUAUCGAUAUUCAACAAAUUAAAGAAUUACAUUUUUUUGGCUCUAUUAGAAAGAGAAAUGUGUUCGCUUGCUAGUGAAAUAAUCAAGCGUAUUUUCUUAUUUUAAGCAAUAUAAAUGCGUGUUAUGUAGGAUAGUAAAGCUCUUUUCCUUCGUUUAAUUGAUUUGACAUAUGAUCCAGAUACUGACUAACAGUGCUAAGAAAAUCUUUUAGAACUAUUCGAGUUUUUAAAUUCUCAAGGACAAUAGUUCAAGAACUAUAAUUACAAUAUAAUUAAAUAGUUUUCAGAAUAAUAAAAAGAUAAAUUCUUACGCAGUAAUUUGGUAGAAUUUAUGAAUAGUCUUGCUCGUGAGCGUCGCCAAGAAGCAUAUGGAGAUUCUCCAUACAAUUGA